AUGCUUGUAUUUCCUUGUUUCUCUUUCAUAUUCUUUUCAAAUUCAACCUCUUCUCCUUUAUCUAUCCUCAAAUCCCAAAAACCUCAUUUCCAUUUCUCUCACCUCACAUUUUCUUCAAAACUCCAUCUUUGAACUCCAAAAAAAAAAAAAAAAAAAAAAUUCAAAUCACAAAAACCCCAUUUCCACUUUCCUUUCUUAUACUUAGAUCUCUACUUCUUUCAUCUCACAUUUGGUUUAAAGAUUCAAUCUUUGAACCAAAAAAAACAAACAAAAACCUCAUUUCCACUUUCCUUUUUUGUACUCAGAUCUCCACUUCUUUCAUCUCACAUUUGCUUAAAGAUUCAAUCUUUGAGCCAAAAAACCAAACAAAUAUCUCAAAUCUCAAAAACCCCAUUUCCAAAUUCCUUUGUUAUACACAAAUUUCCACUUUUUUCAUCCCAAAUUUGCUUAAAGAUUCAAUCUUUGAACAAAAAAACAAAGAUUCUUGAUUUUCAGAUGACUUAUGUGAGAUGAAGGAAAAAACACAAACACCCAUUUCUUCUUUAUAUUUUCUCCUCUUUUUUUACUUUUCUUUAUUAAGUUUAGCCUUUUCGCAGCACACAAAUGCUGAGUUCAAAGUCUCAGAAAAUGGCCCUUUAACUGAAUUUGAAGCUCAAUACAUCAAACACAGGCAACUUUUGUACUACAGAGAUGAAUUUGGUGACAGAGGUGAAAAGGUCACAAUUGACCCUUCAUUUGUUUUUGAAAACAACAGAAUCAAGAAUGCAUAUAUUGCAUUACAAGCAUGGAAACAAGCCAUAAUUUCAGAUCCUUUCAAUCUUACUGCAAAUUGGGUGGGUCCCAAUGUGUGCAACUACACCGGAAUCUUCUGUGCUCCCGCACUUGACAACCCCAAAAUCCGUACAGUCGCCGGCAUUGACCUUAACCACGGCGACAUUGCAGGGUACCUACCAGAAGAACUUGGCCUUCUAGUCGAUCUUGGAAUUUUCCAUAUUAAUUCCAACCGUUUUUGUGGUACAAUACCAAAAAAAUUCAAGAAUUUGAAGAUAUUAUUUGAGUUGGAUUUGAGCAACAACAGAUUUGCUGGGAAAUUUCCUUAUGUGGUACUGAGUUUACCUAAGUUAAUAUUCUUGGAUAUAAGGUUCAAUGAGUUUGAAGGUAAUGUACCUUCACAACUUUUUGACAAGCCCUUGGACGCCAUUUUCAUCAACCACAACAGAUUCAUGUUCGAAUUACCCGAUAAUUUUGGUAAUUCGCCGGUUUCUGUUAUAGUACUCGCGAACAACAGGUUCCAUGGUUGUCUCCCCGCUAGUAUUGGUAACAUGAGUAAUCUGAAUGAAGUUAUUAUGAUGAACAACGGGUUACGUUCUUGUUUGCCUACAGAAAUUGGAAUGUUGAAGAAUUUGACGGUGUUUGAUGUUAGUUUUAAUCAAUUUUUGGGUCCAUUGCCGGAGAAAUUUGGCGAAUUGGUUAAUUUGGAGCAGUUGAAUGUGGCACAUAAUAUGCUAUCGGGGUCUAUUCCGAAGAGUAUUUGUCAACUGCCUAAGCUUGAGAAUUUUACUUAUUCUUAUAACUUCUUUACUGGUGAACCACCGGUUUGUUUGGGGUUGCCGGAGUUUGAUGAUCAAAGGAAUUGUUUGCCAAACCGGCCUGUUCAACGGUCCCCGGCUCAAUGCAAGGCUUUUUCAUCAAAGAGGAUUCAUUGUGGUGCUUUCAAGUGUCAUAAGUUUAUUCCGGCUUUGCCACCUCCUCCGCCUCUUUCACCACCUUUGCCUGCCCCUCCACCGCCUGUUGUGGUACCUAUAUCUCCUCCACCGCCAGUGUUGUCUCCGCCUCCACCGGUUUAUUCACCUCCUCCACCGGUUUACUCGCCACCACCACCUCCACCACCAGUAUAUUCACCUCCUCCACCGGUUUAUUCGCCACCACCUCCACCACCACCGGUUUAUUCACCUCCUCCACCGGUUUAUUCGCCACCACCGCCACCACCUCCACCACCACCGGUUUAUUCACCUCCUCCACCAAUUUAUUCACCACCACCACCACCACCACCGGUUUAUUCACCUCCUCCACCGGUUUUCUCACCCCCGCCACCAUCACCUCCUCCGCCAGUUAUGUCACCACCACCACCAACUCCACUACCAAUGCCACCUUAUUGUAUACGCUCACCUCCACCUCCACCACCAAAUUCUCCACCUCCUCCGCCGCCACUUACUUACUCGCCUCCACCCCCUCCCCCUUCGACCUACUAUUAUAAUUCACCACCACCUCCUCCACCAAACUCACCACCACCUCCCCCACCAAACUCACCACCACCACCAGUUUACAUAUACUCAUCACCACCGCCCCCACCAGUAUACUCUUCACCCCCGCCCCCUCAUUCACCUCCUCCUCCAUCCCCGGUUCCUUGUAUAGAACCCCCACCCCCACCUCCUCCUUGUAUAGAACCACCUCCACCACCAGCUUCUCCAUCACCUCCGCCACCAGUUUAUUACUAUAACUCUCCGCCCCCACCAUCGCCUUCACCAUCACCAUCACCUCCGCCACCAGUUUAUUACUAUAAUUCUCCACCCCCACCAUCGCCAUCACCUCCACCUCCCGUUUAUUAUAAUUCUCCGCCCCCACCAUCACCAUCACCUCCACCACCAGCACUGCCCCCACCAUCGCCUUCACCACCAGUUUAUUAUUAUAAUUCACCACCCCCGCCAUCUCCAUCACCACCGCCACCUACUCCAGUAUAUGAAGGGCCAUUACCACCAGUUAUAGGAGUUUCAUAUGCUUCUCCUCCUCCACCCCCCUUCUAUUGAUUCUUUAAGAAAAUUUCUCUCUAACUCAUCCUCAAAACACAAAAUUAUACCUACAGUAGAUUGAAGUUGUGGAGAAUAAAUUUGGCAAAGAAAUGAUUGCAGCUUUGCAGGGAAAUUGUAUUGUAUAGAGAUGAUCAUAAUCUGGACUAGAAAAGCCAGUUUACAGUGCUUGUUGUAACUGGUUUCCUCCUUUUUUUUGGUGAGUUUUAUUGUUAUUAUUCAGCUUCUUUAUUUUUCUUUUAACCUUUUUAAUGAAUCAUACUUUGGUUUCUUUGUCUUUAUUUUGGUCUUCCAUAAUAAUAAUAGGAGUAAUAGUAUAGUGAUGAGCAUUUUUUAUUUGUAUUGAUUCUCAGAAUUCAGAUCAUAUUUUUCUAUUUCUUAUGGAUGUUUCUUCUUUUA
Nicotiana attenuata is the source of this 3206-nucleotide messenger RNA. Its product is annotated as leucine-rich repeat extensin-like protein 4. Gene Ontology annotation, molecular function: protein binding. The transcript has 2 exons. The coding region runs from base 510 to 2807 and encodes 765 amino acids. The record is from RefSeq and is a predicted model, not a curated record. NCBI's taxonomy places the organism in Eukaryota, Viridiplantae, Streptophyta, Magnoliopsida, Solanales, Solanaceae.